UCAUCAAUCCUGCCAUCACACACGGUUGCAUCGUUCCAGGCUAAUCUUCCUCGUGCGACAAUUCCGAACUGUUGACGGAAUUCUUCUUCCUGGCUGCGCAGCGCUUCGCCAUACCCGAUUAGGCUGCAGUGGACAUCAGCCAGCCAGCCAAUCACUGCGUCGAAUGGCCAUGCAAAAUGGAUCACAUGAAUUGGUCCAGCCUCCCCCUCAUUCCCUCAAUAUCAUCAGAUAUCAGAUUCAACUGUCAACAGUAGAGAGUAACCGUUUAACAUACACCACAUGCUCCGCGCCAUGAUUAACGGGGUCUUCAAAUCCUCCGCCCAACAUGACCACCCACAAGAUGCACACCCGCCAACCGUGCAGAUGGCAAUCGACAUCCAAAACCACACCAUGUGCGCCUCCACAAAAGCAUAUAUAGCAGGCAAAAUCCAUCCAACAAUACUGCUAAAGCCAUGGUCUCGCAUUAUCGUCAAGGGAAACUACAAAAGAACCGGGCCCAAUACGCACAUUUCCCCGACGGAGAUGGACAAGCGCUGCAAUCGGCACAGACCAACCGCCACCGUUGUCGACGAUGAAACGCUGGAGAUUAAUUGUUUCCCUGGGCGAGAUUACGUGCGACAUUAUGCGAUGCUGAUCGCGAGUCAUCUGGGGGAUGGAAGUGGGACGGUUGUUGAGUAUGUCCUGCCGGAGAGAGAGGAGUGUUUGGAUGUUUUUAUCAAGUCGAACCUGCAGGCUAUGGGGCGUGUGCAUACGGUGGUAGUCGGGUCGAUUGAGGAUUUCGUUUCUGAUGAAUCCGGAUGGGAGAGUGGAAGUGACGAUGGUCAAAUCUUUGCAUGGCGGAAAAUGCAGAAUAAAGAUGGAACAAGCAUUGCAUUUCUCGCAUGUGUCGUCAGUCUAUGGGGGGAUAUCACCGAGUAUCUUGUCCGGGCUUUACACUCGCUGAAUCAUGUAUCUCGGAUCAUAUAUAUCGGCAAGGCAGGCUCAUUACACCCUCGAGAUAAACCAAACCACGUAAUCGUCACCGGAGACGAGACAUGGUUCGACAAGGAACUCAUACAAUGGGACAAUGCCAUCACCAUUCCCACAUCCGGUCUCACCACGACAGCUAUAUCGGGAAACAGCGUGACAGUCUCAUCACCACUCGUCGAAUCCCGGGAAUGGCUGCUGAACUGGGGCGAAAAGGCAGAUUGGGUCGACUGUGAGGUCGGGAAUAUGAUACGCGUUUGUCGGGAGUUGCAUAUUUCAUUCGGAUAUCUGCAUGUCAUAUCAGACAAUCUGGCCUCGUGGGAUUCGCAGAAUCUGGCGACGGAGGAUGGAGAUGAGGUGGUGGCUUGUCGGAGGAGGUUACUGGGGGAUAUGUGGUAUAUUCUAAAAGAGAAUCUUCGAUUAGACGAUGGAUCAUCAUUGCAUAUAGACUGAUGUAUAGUAGUGAUAGAAUAGAUUGCAUAUUGAUAUAUCUACAGAAUCCCAUUCAUAGGGUGGAGCAACAUCAUACCUCGACAACUUUAUCUAGGACUGGCCAACAACCUUCCAGUAUGCAUUUACAACCUUGCCAGUAUCUCCUAAGAAGGCUGGAAAGCUUGGUACUCGCCAUAUUAUCUGUAUUAUAGAUUAAGAUAGAGUUGAGAAGCCAAAUAAUUGAAUAGCAUCAACA
This is a messenger RNA of Aspergillus wentii DTO 134E9, 1654 nucleotides long. RefSeq lists its product as uncharacterized. Gene Ontology annotation, biological process: nucleoside metabolic process. Bases 280 to 1419 code for a protein of 379 amino acids. The record is from RefSeq and is a predicted model, not a curated record. The transcript has a single exon. Gene Ontology annotation, molecular function: catalytic activity. Lineage: Eukaryota; Fungi; Ascomycota; Eurotiomycetes; Eurotiales; Aspergillaceae.